CUGGUGUGCAGAUAGAUUCUUAGAGAAACAGUACAAAUAGACCAGGUUCCUGUGCUCCACCAUCAGCUCUGCUCUAACAGCAUGCAGUGCUCCGGACUCAGCAGCACACUGUUGCUCGCAGCAACGUGUGUACUCAUGACUUCAGGCUUUUUGGCCCCAGGUGGUCCUAUGGGCCCAGGUGGACCUACGGGCCCAGGUGGUCCUAUGGGCCCAGGUGGACCUACGGGCCCAGGUGGACCUACGGGCCCAGGUGGACCUACGGGCCCAGGUGGACCUAUGGGCCAAAGUGGACCUACGGGCCCAGGUGGACCUAUGGGCCCAUUCCCGCCGACCUUCAUGUCCACAGCGAGGGUGAUCACCUGUGACAGCCUUGACAAUGUGCAACGCCUGAGCUGUGAUAAUGGAGUGAUCAUCGUGCAGGCAGCUAUGUACGGGCGGACAGAUGCAGAAAUCUGCAGUGAUGGCAUUCCUGCAGAUCAGCUUGCAAAUACACAGUGUUUCCAGAUAGACACUCUGAAAGACGUCAAGAGCAGGUGUGAUGGCAAGAAGGUGUGUGAAAUAAGUACAAACUCCUUCCGUACUUCUGAUCCGUGCUCCGGCAUUUACAAAUACUUGGACACCACCUACACCUGCUUCCCAGCAAUCCACAGUGUAACUUGUGACGAUUCGCUGGCAAACCUUCAGUGCGGUGAAGGACAGGUUUUACUCAUCCACGGAGCUGAUUACGGGCGCCGUGACUCGACCACAUGCUCUUUGAAUCUUCCAGCCUCUCAGCUCCAAAAUGUCCAAUGCUCAAAGCCCAUAAGCAAUUUAGCUGACAGCUGUAACGGGAAAAGCAACUGUACUGUCAAAGUGAGCAGCUCUGUGUUUGGAGACCCGUGUUUUGGCACCUACAAGUACCUGGAGAUGGCUUAUAGCUGUCACUUUGGUUUUCCAGAUCACUGAAUGGAGGAAAUCGCUAACAUCCAAAUAGCAUCAGCGUCUAUGUUCUCUGAAGAAAAUGUGCGAUGAAUCAAUUAUGAAU
Messenger RNA from Haplochromis burtoni (Burton's mouthbrooder), 1024 nucleotides. Its product is annotated as L-rhamnose-binding lectin CSL2-like. The record is from RefSeq and is a predicted model, not a curated record. The transcript has 9 exons. NCBI's taxonomy places the organism in Eukaryota, Metazoa, Chordata, Actinopteri, Cichliformes, Cichlidae. Gene Ontology annotation, molecular function: carbohydrate binding. Bases 82 to 945 code for a protein of 287 amino acids.